Molecule: messenger RNA, 4348 nt
Organism: Acomys russatus (golden spiny mouse)
Lineage: Eukaryota; Metazoa; Chordata; Mammalia; Rodentia; Muridae
Gene: Snapc4
Product: small nuclear RNA activating complex polypeptide 4
Exons: 23
Coding region: 112-4212 (1366 amino acids)
Source: RefSeq, a predicted model, not a curated record
CCGGUACAAGUUUACGGAGUUCCGCGCCCGCUUCCAGCGUGCUGUGCGAAUGGUCGCCUGGGCGACGGAGCAGGCUGCGGCGUGUUUAGGUAGGCCUAGCAGGCUGGAGCCAUGGACAUAGACGCCGAGAGAGAGAAAAUAACACAGGAGAUCCAGGAACUCGAAAGGAUCUUGUAUCCUGGAUCCUCCAGCGCCCACUUGGAGAUCUCUGAAUCCAGUCUCAGUUCGGACUGUGAAGCAGACUCCGUGCCGGAUGAGGAUGUAGGGACUGCCGCUGGCUCCCCUAUCCUGGAAGAAGAAAGGUGGAGUGAUUCCAGCAAUGAAGAGGAGGGCCCCAAGGAUAAAGCUCUUCCUCAAGACCCUGAGACCUGUCUGCAGCUAAACAUGGUCUACCAGGAGGUGAUCCGGGAGAAACUGGCAGAGGUUAGCCAGUUGCUAGCUCAGAACCAGGAGCAGCAGGAGGAGAUCGUGUUUGAUCUGGCUGGGAGUAAAUGCCCCAAGGUGAAGGACGGCAAAAGCCUGCCCUCAUACAUGUUCAUAGGCCACUUCAUGAAGCCAUACUUCAAGGACAAGGUCACUGGAUUGGGGCCUCCUGCCAAUGAAGACACACGAGAGAAAGCUGCCCAGGGAAUCAAGGCCUUUGAACAGCUCUUGGUGACCAAGUGGAAGCACUGGGAGAAAGAAUUGCUCAGGAAGUCUGUAGUGAGCGACCGCCUGCAACGCCUGCUUCAGCCCAAGUUGCUGAAGCUUGAAUACUUACAUGAAAAGCAGAGCCGAGUUUCCAGUGAGUUGGAGAGGCAGGCCCUGGAGAAGCAGGUUAAGGAAGCAGAGAAGGAGAUUGAGGACAUCAACCAGCUCCCAGAGGAAACUUUGCUGGGGAACCGGCUGGACAGCCACGACUGGGAGAAGAUUUCUAACAUUAAUUUUGAAGGAGGCCGCAGUGCAGAGGAGAUCCAGAAGUUCUGGCAGAGUUCUGAGCACCCGAGCAUCAACAAGCAAGAAUGGAACCCAGAGGAAGUAGAGCGGCUGAAGGCCAUUGCCGCCAAACAUGGCCACCUGGAGUGGCAUUUGAUUGCAGAGGAACUAGGGACAAGCCGCAGCGCCUUCCAGUGCCUGCAGAAAUUCCAGCAGUACAAUAAAGCCCUGAAACGCAAGGAGUGGACAGAGGAGGAGGACCACAUGCUCACUCAGCUGGUCCAGGAGAUGCGUGUAGGGAACCAUAUCCCAUACCGCAGGAUUGUCUACUUCAUGGAAGGGAGAGACUCCAUGCAGCUGAUCUACCGUUGGACCAAGAGCUUAGAUCCCAGCCUGAAAAGGGGAUUCUGGGCCCCAGAAGAAGAUGCUAAGUUGCUUCAAGCUGUUGCCAAGUAUGGGGCGCAGGACUGGUUUAAAAUCCGGGAAGAGGUGCCAGGUAGGAGCGAUGCCCAGUGCAGAGACCGCUACAUCCGACGACUGCACUUCAGCCUGAAGAAGGGACGAUGGAAUGCGAAAGAAGAACAGCAGCUGAUCCAGCUCAUAGAAAAAUACGGUGUGGGUCACUGGGCAAGAAUAGCUUCUGAACUGCCCCAUCGGUCAGGCUCUCAGUGUCUGAGCAAGUGGAAAAUCUUGGCCAAGAAGAAGAAGCAUCUCCGAAGGAGGAGAAGGCGGAAACCCCUUCACAGUAGCCAGUGGAGUUCUAGCACCAGCAGCAGCAGCAACAGCAGCGGCAGUGAGGGCUACGGUGGUGGCAGCAGCAGCAGCAGCAGUGAAGACUCAGAUGUUGAGCUGGAGAAGUCUCUGGAGAAUGACAGAGCACUGGGUCCUCCACAGUACAGAGUGCCAGACAUUAACCAGUGGGUUCCGACCAGCCUGUUCACCAGCCAGUCAGAGAGAGACGGGACAGGGUGCUACCCAGUACACCCUGCUGUCACCUCCUACACUCUCGAUGCUACUCCAGGUCACCACAAGGAAAGUUCCAUCACAGUCUCCACUCCUGAGAGAAGCCAGGUGCAGGUGCCCCGUGGGACCCAUAGCACUCUUCCAAGAGGGGUCCAGUUCCUCCACUUACCGGACGCUCACCUAGCAAGCUUGAAAGACACAGCCUGCAAGGUGGGCCCCAAUCAUGUGUUGAAAGUGCCCCUAGAGAAAAUGCUGAAGUUGACCAGGACUCGCCCAGCCACCCAGAGCCACACACUGGUGAAGGAAAGACUGAGGCAACCACCUUUGCCUAAUUCACGCUCAGGAUCUGACCCUGACCCUGGUGACAGUACAGCUGGGCCCCACCUGCAGCGGCUGUGGCAUAGAACUUUCCAGAAUCAGCAGAGACGCAAGAGACAGGCUCUGCACCGCAGGCUCCUUAAGCACAGGCUUCUGCUGGCUGUGAUACCCUGGAUUGGUGAUAUCAACCUGUCCUGCACGAAAGCUCCCCGGAGACCUGCAACAGUGCAGACUCAAGCUGACAGCAUCAGGAUGCAGUUAGAAUGUGCUCGCCUGGCCAGCACGCCCGUGUUCACGUUGUUCAUUCAGCUAUUGCAGAUUGACACUGCAGGCUGCAUGGAGGUGGUCCAAGAAAGGAAAAGGCAGCCACCUGCGCUGCUCCAGCAUGGCACCCAGAUCCCACGGCCACAUCUCCUGCAGGCAUCCUCCAGCGCCAAGAACAGCACAGGCUCCCUCCACCCAAGCAUGCCUGGUCAGCAAACUGCAAACAGAGCCAGCCACAAAGGUCGUCCACGGCUGGGGUCCUGCAGGGCUGAAGCUACCUCCUCCCAAGUUCCUGUAGCCUCCCCACAUGGCCUCCGGCCAAAGCCCAAGACUGUAUCUGAGCUGCUUCGUGAGAAGCGGCUCCGGGAGUCCCGUGCCAAGAAGGCCACUCAGGCUCUCGCUGCCCUCAACAGCCAGCUACUGAUCUCCUCACCUGUGAUCCUCCAGCCCCCUCUGCUGUCAGCCCCACAGGGUUCCCCAGCAGCAGGCCCUGCAACACCCAGUGCAGAGCUCUCUGUACCUAUGGCCCCAGUGAUGGUCAGUUCAAGUCCUUCUGGCUCCUGGCAGGUGCCUGGGAUCACAGAUAAGCAGCACCCCAGCCUGCAAACUAUUCCCAUAAAUCCUUCCCACAAAGGGACCCAGAUUACAGCCCCCGCUGUUUUUAGGGGCCUGGCCCUAGCCCCUGGGCAGGUCCCCACAGGCUGCCCUCCGAGUUCUCUCGUACAGUCUCAGGCCUCUGCCACAUCCCAGAAACAAGGCCUGCCCAGCGUCCUGCCCAUUCUCCCAGCAGCCUCCAGCCUCACUCAGCUGUCUGUGCAGCCCCUUAGUCUGCCACCAGUUCUUAGCCCACAGGCAAGUGGGCAGCCCCUGACAACCAAGGCCAGCCUGCCUGUCAACUGGGUUCUCACAACUCAGAAGAUGCUCUCUGUUCCAGUGCCAACUGUGGUGGGUCUCCCCCAGUCAGUGGUGACCCCAGAGACCAUAGGACUGCCAGCAAAACAGCUACCUUCCCCUGCCAAGACUCCAGCUUCCCUGGGACAGCCUCCAGCCAGUGCCGACACAGACCCCAGAGGGCCUCGUGGCCAGGAAAUACCACCUACACCUGGGUCUGAAAAGAAGGCCUUGGACCUAAGUCUGCUUUCCCAGGAAAGCGAAGCGGCCACCGUGACGUGGCUGAAGGGGUGCCAAGGUGCUUGUGUGCCCCCACUGCGGACCAGGAUGCCCUAUCAUCCCCCUUACCUGUGCAACUUGCGAGCGUUGUCCAACCUCCUCCUCCAUAAGAAGGACUUGGAGCAGAAGGCUUCCUCUCUGGUGGCCAGACAAACAGCCAGGGCCCAUCCUGAGGCCGAGGCUGAAACCCUACAAGCUUCCCUAGGGCUGGUACAGAGGCAGUUCCAAGACAACCCGGCCUACCUCCUGCUAAAGACGCGUUUCCUGGCUAUCUUCUCCUUUCCUGCACUCCUGGCCACUCUGCCCCCCGAUGGUGUCCCCACCACCCUGUCACCAGCUGUGGCUAUGGGUUCUGAGAGUGACAACGAAGACCUUGUUGGUGACCCGAAGCUCAAGGACAGGACUAGGGAGCUGGACUGCAUGGCCUGCAGAAUGCAAGCAAGCCCAGCACCCACAGGCCCUGUACAGAGAGCUCCAGGUACUGGUGAGGAUUCUGCCCCCUCCAGCCUGGAUACUUCUGAUGACCUUGAUGUGCUCAGGACCCGACAUAGUCGGCAUUCGCGGAAACGGAGGCUGCUGUGAGCAGCAGGUCAGGGACCAUCUCCACUCCCGGAUACCCGGGCAGCAUCCAGCUGGCAGGUGGCUCCCACAAGACCGAGGUAAGUUCAGCUGUAGUACCCUUCCUGGAAGGUGGGUGGAAGCCUGUGACAACUCUGCU